AUGCGCGUCCUUAUCAGCGGAGCGGGCAUCGCCGGGCCCACGCUGGCCUGGUACCUGGCGAAGGCCGGCGCGCGCAUCACCAUCGUCGAGAAAAGCCACGCUCUCCUUCCCCAUGGGCAGAACAUCGAUAUCAACGGCAGUGCACUUACAGUAAUCAAGAAGAUGGGGCUCAUAGAUCAGAUCCGACGAUUCAAUACAACGGAAAAGGGUACCCAAUUCAUUGACCCAAAAGGCCGGCCAUUUGCGCCCUUUCCCGUCAAGUCCGGAUCUUCUGCAAGCCCCACGUCGGAAUUUGAAAUACUGCGUGGCGAUCUAGCAGCUGUACUACAUGAGGCUACUAAAAACCAUCCCAACAUUGACUACAUGUUCGGCACUACCAUCAGCAGAGUUAUUUCGAACGACAAUGCCGCCGUCAAAGUCGAACUAAGCAAUGGAGAAGUGCAAGACUACGCUCUUUUGGCCGCAGCGGAUGGCCAGUGGUCCAAGGUGCGAAAAGAGUGCUUCCCUCCUGAGUCCGUCAAUGUCAUCGACAAAGGCAUGUACGCCGUCUACUGGACCAUUUCCCGCUUACCCGGUGACAAUGACUGGUGGAAUAUCUACCAGGCUCUCGGGUCAAGGAUCCUUAGCCUGAGGCCUGAUCCACAUGGAACCAUGAGGGCGUGUAUCACUCGGAUGCCAUGCAGCGACGCUCAGAAGAAGGCAUGGCAGGAGGCAACGAGGAGUGACAGGAAGACUCAGGAAGAGCUCGUGAGAAUGGACUUCGCAGAUGCUGGAUGGCAGGCGCAACGGCUUCUGGACUCCAUGAGCCAAGCACCUGACUUCUACUUUCAGGCGAUCCAACAAAUCAAGCUGUCCAAAUGGUCAAACAAUCGGGCCGUCAGCAUCGGAGACGCCGCCUACGCUCCAACGCCGCUGACAGGCGCAGGCGCUUCAUUGGCCAUCACCGGGGCUUACGUUCUCGCAGGUGAACUGAGCAAGCUCAACGAUGGUCAGCAUCCGUCAAGUGCGCUCAGCGCCUACGAAAGCACUUUUCGCCCAUUCGUCGAGGAGACUCAGAACAUUCCCUUCUUCGUUCCCGCCAUCGCGCACCCCGAAACGACAUGGAAGAGGUGGCUACUCCAAGCUUUUGUGGGGGCACUCUCGAAAGCCGUGGCAACACCCUGGUUGGUGAACAAAUUCGACCGUGACAACAAUGAAGAGGAUUUCCCUUUGCCAGAUUACGAAACCUUCAACUCUAAGAGCACCAUUUCAUGA
Messenger RNA from Lasiodiplodia theobromae, 1254 nucleotides. Its product is annotated as 2-polyprenyl-6-methoxyphenol hydroxylase. Bases 1 to 1254 code for a protein of 417 amino acids. Gene Ontology annotation, molecular function: FAD binding. The record is from RefSeq and is a predicted model, not a curated record. NCBI's taxonomy places the organism in Eukaryota, Fungi, Ascomycota, Dothideomycetes, Botryosphaeriales, Botryosphaeriaceae. The transcript has a single exon.